AUGACCAGCUACCUCUCACACUUGGAAUGCACCAUCUGCGGAGCCGAGUAUCCGUCGGACCGCCUGUCCGGAGUCAGCCCCUGCUGUGGCAAAGUGCUCUACGCGCGUUACGACCUGCCCCGCAUCCGGGCCGAGGUCGAUCGCGAUCGCUUGGCCGAGCGCACACCCAACAUGUGGCGCUUCGCCGAGCUGCUGCCCGUAGAUGACCCCGACAACAUCGUGACCCUCGGAGAGGGUGGCACCCCCCUCAUGGAACUGAAGAACCUCGAACAGGCGUUGGGGGUCUCAAACCUCUAUGUGAAAGAAGAGGGGCUCAACCCCACAGGGACUUUCAAGGCUCGUGGUAUCGCCGCCGCGAUCUCAAAGGGCCUGGAGCUGGGCGCCACGGGCUUCACAAUGCCGUCGGCCGGCAACGCCGCUGGCGCCGCCGCCGCCUACUGUGCCCGCGCCGGUCUCUCCGCCAAGCUCAACCUCGUCGACGGUCUCAUCGGCGACGCGGGUCGCCAAGCCGUGGCCGUGGCCCAGGAGCAGGGCCUGUUCGACCUCUCAACCCUCAAGGAGCCCUACCGUGCCGAGGGCAAGAAGUCCAUGGGCCUCGAGCUUGCCAUGCAGUUCGGCUGGCGAAUGCCCGAGGCGAUCAUAUACCCCGCCGGUGGUGGCACCGGCAUCAUCGGGAUGCACAAGGGCUUCCUGGAGCUCUUGGAGCUUGGCUGGAUCAAGGGCGACCUGCCCAAGUUCAUCGCAGUGCAGGCAGAGGGCUGCCAGCCCAUCGUCAAGGCCUUCCACGAGGGCAAAGACACCGCCGAACCGUGGCCCAACGCCACCACCGUCGCCGACGGCCUGCGCGUCCCGGGCCCCUUCGCCGACUAUCUGAUGCUUCACGCCAUUCGCGACACCGGCGGGACGGCGCUCGCGGUCUCCGACGCCGACAUGAUCGCCGCCAUGUACGAGCUGGCCACCGCCGAGGGCAUCUUCGCCUGCCCUGAGGGCGCUGCCACGCUGGUGGGCUACAAGCGCCUAAUUGCCGAGGGCUUCCUGCGCAAGGACGAGACCACCGUGCUGUUCAACACCGGCUCAGGAUACAAAUACCUGCAGCUAAUCGAAGGCGUUAAGGGCUAG
Geodia barretti is the source of this 1119-nucleotide messenger RNA. Lineage: Eukaryota; Metazoa; Porifera; Demospongiae; Tetractinellida; Geodiidae. The record is from the annotation of a GenBank genome assembly.